This is a messenger RNA of Eutrema salsugineum, 1256 nucleotides long. RefSeq names its product peptide deformylase 1B, chloroplastic/mitochondrial. Gene Ontology annotation, molecular function: peptide deformylase activity. Gene Ontology annotation, cellular component: chloroplast; mitochondrion. The record is from RefSeq and is a predicted model, not a curated record. Bases 53 to 874 code for a protein of 273 amino acids. Gene Ontology annotation, biological process: peptidyl-methionine modification. NCBI's taxonomy places the organism in Eukaryota, Viridiplantae, Streptophyta, Magnoliopsida, Brassicales, Brassicaceae. The transcript is spliced from 7 exons.
AUCUAGUCAAUCCUUGCUUACUCUCCACACAAAUCACUCUUCCUGGCUAGCCAUGGCCGUCCGUAACUGCUUCCUCCAAGCUCCACCGCUCUCUCGCUUUUUACUAACGGUUUUCUCUACCCGCGCUACAAAUCUCUCCGCCGGUUAUGGUCGGCUCAAAGGCACCGUCAUGUUCUCCUCCGCCGUGAACCGGAUCGGGCCUUUGACAUCUCCGGUACGGGCUGAAGUAAAGCGCCUCUCGCGCAAGGACGAUGAAGUAGCUUCGGUUUCUGAUCUUCAAUUCGAGACGCCUUUGAAGAUUGUUGAGUAUCCGGAUCCUAUACUACGGGCUAAGAACAAGAGGAUUGGUGUUUUUGACGAGAAUUUGAAGAACUUGGUCGAUGCUAUGUUUCAUGUUAUGUACAAAACGGAUGGCGUGGGGCUGUCAGCACCACAAGUAGGUCUGAAUGUUCAACUGAUGGUGUUUAAUCCCGCUGGGGAGCGUGGUGAAGGAGAAGAAAUCGUUCUUGUGAAUCCGAAAAUCAAUAAGUAUUCUGACAAAUUAGUACCAUUUAGCGAAGGAUGCCUCUCCUUCCCUGGGAUCUAUGCUGAUGUUGUUCGACCACAAUCUGUCAAGAUUGAUGCAAGGGACAUUACUGGUGCAAGAUUUUCAAUCAGUCUAUCUCGUUUACCUGCACGGAUCUUUCAGCACGAAUACGACCAUCUGGAGGGAGUUCUCUUCUUUGACAAAAUGACGGAUCAAGUUCUUGACAGCAUUCGUGAAGAGCUAGAGGCCCUAGAAAAGAAGUAUGAAGAAAAAACUGGAUUGCCAAGCCCUGAAAGAGUACAAGAACGACGAAAAAGGAAAGCAGGUGUUGGUUUUGGCAAGCGUUGAUGAAACAUUCCCACUCAAAUUUCAUCUUCGUGUAGGACAUGGGAUUUAACUAUGGUAUAAGAAGCAGACAAUGACAAGAAGCAUGUUUGCCUUUCUAAACCAAGAGGUGUGAUGCAAAUCUCCCAAACAUGAUGUACGGUUGAGACACAGAUCAUAUAUUUCAGAAUAUUUUUUGCCAGAGUAAUGUAUCAAUUCAGAUCGUCUAUAUAAUGUUGGCCUUUUAGCUUAAACUUUGGAACAGCGUUUUGAAUGUUCCUGCCGACUACGUUCUACCAUGUGCGUGGUUUAUUCUUUGUUACCAAGUAAAAUGCAUUACUUGUUUACUUGUGUUGGAAUUUUUGAUAAAGACCACUUUUAUAUAAUAUUUAGCUCUCAUUUUGUA